GCCAACGUACCAGUAGACAUAUUAUCAAAACAUUCACUCACCAACCAAAACCAGAACCAGAACCAAAGCAACACUCACAAUGAAGGUUGCUAUCGUAGGCGCUACCGGCGAGACCAACCAGUCCAUCAUUGCGGCCCUGCUUCAGCGCCCAGAGGACUUCGAAAUCACCGCCUAUGUUCGGCCGGCCUCAAUCAAUAAGCCAGAGGUUCAAAGCGCCAAAGACCAGGGCGUUGCAAUCGUCCCUUUCGACCUUGAAUCGCCACAGGAGGAGCUGGUUAAAGCACUCACGGGGCAGGAUGUUCUCAUCUCCUGCGUCAUUCCCUUCACGCCCGAUGCGCAAAUGGCUCUCGCCGACGCGGCCAAGGUCGCGGGUGUGAAGCGGUUCGUGCCCAGCGCCUUUGGGCCCAGCAGUCCACCAAAGGGUACCAUGGCGCUUCGAGAUGUCAAAGAAGAUGUUCUCAAUCACAUCAAGAAAAUCUACCUACCCUACACCGUCAUCGACGUCGGAUGGUGGUACCAGAGCACCCUCCCGCGGCUCCCAUCCGGCAAGAUCGACUACGCGCUUACGUUCCCCAUGGCCAACAUGUACGGCGACGGUAACUUCCCAUCGGCGCUCACCGACUUGAGGGAUGUGGGCAAGUACGUGGCUCGCAUCAUCGCCGACCCACGCACGCUCAACAAGUCUGUCUUCGUGUACAACGAGGUAUGGACGCAGGAGCAGAUCUUCACGCUACUCGAAAAGGCCAGCGGCGAGAAGAUCCCACGCGAGUACCUGUCCAAAGAAGAGAUCGAGGCCACGAUCGCGGCCGCGAGCAAGAAGUUCUACAACGAGGAGUGGUCACUCCCCAACCUCCUGGGCCUGGUAGUGGUGCAGUAUGCCAACUCAGUUUGGCUGCGGGGGGACAACGUUCCCGAGAGCGCCGAGUAUCUUGGAUACCUGAGCGGCAAGGAACUGUACCCCGAUGUCGAGACCAUCAAGUUCGAGCAGUAUGUUGCAGAGGUUUUGGCCGGCAAUGGCAAGGCGACGUACGCCAACCGCACUUUUGACUUCGCGACCAAGGACGGCGAGGACAAGAAGUGAGCAGUAGUCAGUGACCGAGCGAGGGGGUUGGCACCGCUUUCGCCGUUCGUGACUUUGCCGCCGGUCUCGAUCAGGUUCUACCGUCUUGGAGUAGAUAUGAUGGCGGCCGAUGAUAUCUCAUUGUCCGGUAGAAUUUGAGAAUCCAGGAGCUAGUAAUCUGCUACGAG
Molecule: messenger RNA, 1248 nt
Organism: Ilyonectria robusta
Lineage: Eukaryota; Fungi; Ascomycota; Sordariomycetes; Hypocreales; Nectriaceae
Exons: 3
Coding region: 80-1081 (333 amino acids)
Molecular function (GO): oxidoreductase activity
Source: RefSeq, a predicted model, not a curated record